Messenger RNA from Malassezia vespertilionis, 5556 nucleotides. RefSeq names its product guanine nucleotide exchange protein for ADP-robosylation factor (gene SEC7). The record is from RefSeq and is a predicted model, not a curated record. NCBI's taxonomy places the organism in Eukaryota, Fungi, Basidiomycota, Malasseziomycetes, Malasseziales, Malasseziaceae. The transcript has a single exon. Gene Ontology annotation, biological process: regulation of ARF protein signal transduction. Bases 1 to 5556 code for a protein of 1851 amino acids. Gene Ontology annotation, molecular function: guanyl-nucleotide exchange factor activity.
AUGGCAGCGGAAGAACCGGAGCUGCAACCAGAUGUUUCUGGUGUAGCACCUGACCAAUCCUCCACGCAACUGCCAUUGCAGCUCGAUGCAGAGCAUGCACAUGAAGCAGAGCAUGCGCAAGAACCAGACGCGCCUGUCGAUGUUGACGAGGGCAGAUACGCCCAGCCCGAUUUGCCGGGCGCGACUGCGCCAGCAACACAUUCAGAUACACGGCAGGCGCAAGCUCCUGAGCAUGUAUCUCCCCAGGAUGCACAUUACGAUGUGAGCAAUGAGCAACACCCAGCAGAUCCGGCGCCAAAAGGCACGGAGCCCACUCUCGACGAGCCCACGCCCACGCCUGACCAAGAAGACACACAAGUUGAGCAAGUAGUUGCAGCCGAGGCCACGCAUGAGCAGCAAGAAACGGAUGCACUUUCGGACACGAAGCGCAUUCGUCCCAGCCUGCAAGCGACCUCGGUCGUGCCUUCAGAAGAAGCACCGCGCUCCACCGUCCAUUCCGAAUCCAGCGCCAAUAGCUUGUCCCGCGGAAGCGCCGUGUUUGUCGUCUCCGCACUGGAAUCCAUCAGCGGUUCAAAGGAUGCGCGACGCUCGAAAGAACUGAAAGAAAGCGUAGCCGCGGCACUGGACAUGGUGCGCCGCGCGACGGCGCGCGAGCAGGUCCAGGACGCAGUGCUUGACCCCCGUGUUGUUUUUGAGCCGCUGCGCCUUGCAUGCCGCACGCGCAACAUUGCGCUGCAAACCACAAGUCUCGACUGCAUCGCAAAGCUUGUCAGCUACGCAUUUUUCGCAGAAGACGACGAAGGGACGUUGCGCGAUGAGGCCGUGCCGCUUGCCGAUCUGGUCGUCGAGACUAUCUGCGACUGCUACCACGACCAGCUCGACGAGCGUAUCUCGGUCCAGAUCGUCAAGGCCCUGCUUGCGUGUGUCUUGUCCACGAGCAUCCGUGUCCACCAGUCGAGUCUGUUGCGUUCCGUGCGCACGGUAUAUAACAUCUUUUUGAUGAGCAAGACACCCGGGACGCAGGCCAUUGCACAAGGGAGCUUGUCGCAAAUGAUCAGUUACGUAUUCAGUCGUGCUCCCCGCCAGGGUAGGCCGGACCCUGAAGUCGCGGAAAAAGAAUCAAACGAGCGCAUGACGCUGCAAAUGAUGGAGAGCUGCACUUCGCUCGAAGCAGACAAGGAAGCGCCGGACAGUGCGCCAAUGGACGCGCCCGAUCUGCUGGUCAAGGACGCGUUUCUCAUCUUCCGCUCCUUGUGUAAGCUGAGCAUGAAACCGCUGAGUGCAGAGAGUGAGCGGGACUUGCGCUCGCAUGGGAUGCGCUUCAAGCUGCUUUCGCUGCGCAUGAUCCAUACCAUUUUAUCGCUGCACAUGGACGUAUUUACCGAUCCCAGCGUCGUGCUCCACAGUGGCUCCGCGGGCGAGCGCACCACGUUUGUCCAAGCAGUGAAGCAGUAUUUGUGCCUGAGCCUAAGUCGCAAUGCAGUCAGCAGCGUAAUCCAGGUGUUUGACAUUAGCUGCGAAAUCUUUUGGCUCGUCAUCUCGGGGAUGCGCACCAAGCUCAAAAAAGAAAUCGAGGUUUUGCUAAACGAAAUUUUCCUCCCGAUCCUCGAGAUGCGCAGCAGCACCACGAUCCAAAAAUCGGUUCUGCUCGGCGUGAUCAACCGCCUGUGCCGCGAUCCGCAAGCGCUCGUCGAAUUGUAUCUGAACUACGACUGCGAUCGGUCUGCGCUGGAGAACGUGUACGAGCGUCUCAUGGACGUCAUUUCAAAGCUCGCGCAAACACCCACAGCCGCGCCGGGUACGGGCGGCGAAGUGCCAGAGCCGCGUGGGACGCCGCGCAAGUCCAGCAACGGCGGUGGCCCGCCGUCGCUGCUGGACCCCAUCGAUACGUUCCCCGAAGUGGACACGAGCAUUCCGCUGGAGCUGCGCCUGAAGCGCCAGAGCUUGGACGGCCUCGUGAAUGUGCUCCACUCGCUCGUCCUCUGGUCCGAGCGCAACAUGGAAGAGGCGUCUGUCGACGACGUGCGUGCCUCGCCAGAGCGCGACGAGGUGCUUCACUCACCGUCUGCUGCUGCGGCCGCCGGCGAGCACGCACCGCUGGAUUUGGACGACGAUCCAGGGCGCUUUGAGAAUGCCAAGCAGCGCAAGACGACGCUCCUUGACGAUAUCCGCCAGUUUAACUACAAGCCAAAGCGCGGGAUUGCUCAGCUCAUCGAGCACGGAUUCAUCCGCAGCGAUGCGCCGCAGUCAGUAGCGCGUUUCUUGUUUUACGCUGACGGUUUGAGCAAGGUCAAUAUCGGCGAGUUUCUCGGGGAGGGCGACGCGGAAAACAUUGCCAUAAUGCACGCGUUUGUCGAUUUGAUGCACUUUGACAAUAUGCCAUUUAUCGUCGCGCUCCGCCGAUUCCUGCAGGCAUUCCGCAUGCCGGGCGAGGCGCAGAAAAUUGACCGCUUCAUGCUCAAGUUUGCCGAGCGCUACGUGGAAGGAAAUAAAGGCACGUUUGCAAAUGCAGACACGGUCUAUGUGCUCGCCUACUCUGUGAUUAUGCUCAACACGGAUGCGCACAACCCCCAGGUAAAGCACAGGAUGACGCUGCAAGAGUUCAUCAAGAACAAUGCGGGGAUUGACGACGGCAACAAUUUACCAGAGGAUCUCCUAUGCACAAUCUACGACGAGAUCCAGCGCAACGAAAUCAAGAUGAAGGACGAGGCACCAAAAACGGUGUCUGUGCCGCAAAGUGUGCUCGCCGGCGCGAUUGCAACGGUCGGCCGCGACUUGCAGCACGAAACCUAUGUGCUGCAGUCGACCAGCAUGGCAAACCGCACCGAAGUCUUGUUCCGCACCAUGCUGCAUGCCCAGCGGCGAAGCAACGCUGCAAAAAUCGGCGCGGAGCAGUUCUUUUCCGCGUCGCACAUGGAGCAUGUCAAGCCCAUGUUUGAAGUCGCUUGGAUGUCGUUCCUCGCAGGGAUCAGCUCCCCUUUGCAGGACAGCAACUCCCCCGAAACAAUCAGCAGUGCCUUGGACGGAUUCAGAGACGCGAUCAAGAUCGUGUGCCUGUUCGACCUCGAGCUGGAGCGCAAUGCGUUUGUCACGACACUGGCAAAGUUUACCUUUCUCAACAACUUCGGCGAGAUGAAGAACAAGAAUGUAGAGACCAUCAAGGUAUUGCUUGGCAUUGCCAACACCGAGGGCAAUUAUCUGCACAGCUCAUGGCGCGAGGUCUUGGCGUGUGUCAGCCAGCUGGAGCGAUUCCAGCUCAUCAGCGGCGGAGUCGACCAGCGGAUGCUUCCGGAAUUGGGCAGGAGGCACAGCAUAGGCAACGCCAAGCCUCAGAGCGUUCCCAUGCCUACCGACGAAGUUGUCCAGGCCGGCGCAUCGAGCGAGAUUACCGUCGCUGCCGACCGCGUCUUUUCCUCCACGCCCAGCCUCAAUGGCGAGGCAAUUGUCGACUUUGUCCAGUCUUUGUGCGACGUAUCCUGGGAGGAGAUCCAGUCUUCUGGCAUGUCGGACAACCCGCGCCUCUUUUCCGUCCAGAAGCUCGUCGAGAUCAGCUACUACAACAUGGGGCGUAUCCGUGUGGAAUGGUCGCGUUUGUGGGCCAUCCUCGGCGAACACAUCAACCAGGUGUGCUGCCAUCCCAACCCCGCCGUGUGUGCUUUUGGUCUCGAUUCACUCCGCCAACUCGCCAUGAAAUUUUUGGAAAAAGACGAGCUGCUGCAUUUCAAGUUCCAAAAAGACUUUUUGAAGCCGUUUGAGCACACAAUGCGCCGCAACGCGGAUAUGAGUGCCAAGGAAAUGGUGCUCCAGUGCCUUGAACAGAUGAUUCAGAGCCGUGCCGACUCUAUCCGCUCGGGUUGGUCGACCAUGUUUAGCGUGUUUGGCGUCGCUGCCGGCGCGCCGGAACGCGUCGCAACGUAUGCAUACUGCCUUGUGCGCGACAUUCACCAAAACCACUUUGAUGCGAUCCUUGCGAACGGGUGCUUUAGCGACUUGUGUGUCUGCAUUGCCCACUUUGGCAAAGUCGGCACCCAAAAAAUCAGCCUGCCUGCCACCGAGCUUCUGCGGACCAUGGUCCCGAUGUUAAUUACGAUGCAGGGGGGAGGAGAGGUGCACGAGAUCAACAUUCCGAGCGCCGCCGACACAUCCACCGAUGUUGUCCGUGUGGAUACAGCCACUGAUCUCUGGCUCCCUGUCUUGUUCGCUCUCUACGAUAUCCUUAUGACUGGCGACGAUCUCGAAGUGCGUCGCGUCGCGCUGGACGCGCUUUUCGGUAUCCUCAAAGAGCACGGUCGCGCAUUCACUCCCGAGUUCUGGGAUACUGUCUGCGACGACGUGCUCUUUCCCAUCUUUAAUGUCUUGCGCAACCGCUCGGACGUGACGCGUUUCAGCUCGCAGGAAGAUAUGAGCGUGUGGCUAAGCACGACGAUGAUCCAGGCACUGCGGCACCUCGUCGAGCUCUGGUCGUACUACUUUGACACGCUCAAGCGCCGCCUUGGCGGGUUGCUCGAGCUCCUCUGCGCGUGCAUUUGCCAGGAAAACGACACGCUUGCGCGCAUUGGCACAACGUGUCUGCGCCAGUUGGUCGUGCAGAACGUGGCAAACAUGGUGCUGCAAGAGUGGCAGCUAAUUACAGACGCAUUUCUGCGCCUGUUCCGCGCGACGACCGCAGCGCAAGUAUUUGAUCCCAUCCUUUCUUCCCAGGAAAGCGGCGUGAGUGCAACUGAGCGCCGGCACGUGUUUAAGCAAAUUAUUGUCAAGUGUGUCCUGCAGCUCUUGCUGAUUGAGACGACCAAUGCGCUGCUGCAGGAGCAGAGCGUGUACAAGGCGAUCCCUGUUGUGCAGCUCUUGCGUCUCACACAGGCGCUCGAAGACAGUUACCGCUUCUCGCGCCGGUUCAAUGCAGACCGUGGGCUGCGUACGGCACUCUGGAAGGUUGGUUUUAUGAAGCAGCUGCCCAACUUGCUCAAGCAGGAGAGUACUUCUGCAUCUACAUUGGUGCAUGUCUACCUGCAGAUGCAGCACGACGAGCGUGUCAAAGGGAACGAGCACCAUAACCAGGUCAGCGAGCGUUUCUUGCCGCUCGCGGAGGAGAUCAUCAGCGUCUACCUGCCGCUCGACAAUGAGACACAGGCGCGCAAUAUCACUGCCUGGACUCCGGUCGUGGCGCAGGUCGUGCUCGGGCUGGCGGCGCUGUACGAUGCCGCACCGGAUCGGUCGGUGCUCGAGCAAAGUACACGCACGUUUUACCUUCUUGCUGUCGAGCUCCUCGAUAAGGUCGGCAUGGCGCCGAGUCUUGCGCCGCCGCUGCGUCGGUACCUGACGGCUGUGGGUGUCUCGUAUGGCCUUGCCGAUCUCGAAGCAGCCAAGGAACGUGCAUGGAAGCGCGAAGAGGCGCAUGCAACCAUGCUGCGUUCGACGCCGUCGACGGCGACGUUGGGGCGUGUCUCGGAUCAGUCCGAGACCGAGCUUAUGCGCGAAGCAACCGUGGCAAAUGCAUCGACGGAUAGUUUGUUGAUGCGCUCGCAUAGUGUGUCAGAAAAUGGAGGGGGGUUGUAG